Acanthamoeba castellanii str. Neff is the source of this 936-nucleotide messenger RNA. RefSeq names its product GDPfucose transporter 1, putative. The record is from RefSeq and is a predicted model, not a curated record. The transcript has 8 exons. Gene Ontology annotation, molecular function: antiporter activity. Bases 1 to 936 code for a protein of 311 amino acids. NCBI's taxonomy places the organism in Eukaryota, Discosea, Longamoebia, Acanthamoebidae. Gene Ontology annotation, cellular component: Golgi apparatus.
AUGCAGGGGAAGGUGGUGCCGCGGCCCAUCAUCACCUCGCUCGACUGGGAUGGCCGGGCCAAGGCCGCCGCCGGGACUCGUCCGCGGCGAACAAUUGUGUUGGUGGUGCUGUUCUACUACGUGGUGUCGAUCUCGCUGGUGCUGCUCAACAAGAUGGUCCUCAACUCUCGAAGUCUGCCCUAUCCGCUCUUCGUCUCGUGGACCCAGCUCGUCGUCGCCGUGGUGCGGCCGGCUCUGACAAGUGCGCUCCCGUCCAUUAGCCUGGAGUUCGACCUGGACAAGGCACGACAGAUCCUGCCGCUUGCCGUCAUCUAUAUCCUCAUGAUGGCCACCAACAACCUGUGCCUGCACUAUGUCCAAGUCUCCUUCUACCAAGCCUGCCUGGCGUGCGUCGUGGUAAUGGCCGGCUUUGCCCUGGGCAGCCUGGGCGAGGCCCAGUUCUCCUGCCUGGGUCUGGCCUACGGCCUCGUCUCCAGCAUCUUCGUAGCCCUCUACGGCAUCUUUGUCAAGCGUGCCUCACCCGUGGUCGAUAACGACUCAUGGCGGUUGAUGGCGUACAACUCAGAGGUGUCGAUCGUGGGCAUGCUGCCCUUGAUCGUGCUCUCCGGGGAAGCUGCGGAGCUGCCUGGAGCCCUGGCCCAGAUGGACGGCGCCACGCUCGCCACGUUGUUGCUGUCCGGGCUGCUGGGCUUCUUGAUUAACAUUGCCGUGUUCCUUCAGAUCAAGCACACCAGCCCGCUCACAAACAACGUGAGCGGCACCUUCAAGGGUUGCAUUCAGCUCAUCAUCUCCGCUGCAAUCUUUGGGGAUAUGGUGACGCCGAUGAACGUUUUGGGAACGCUGCUGGUCGUGGUCGGUUCGGCCUGGUAUUCACACGUGCGCUACACAGAGAUGGGGCAGAUCGAACACCAGACCGAACACAAGAAAUGGAUGUAA